Effrenium voratum is the source of this 936-nucleotide messenger RNA. The record is from the annotation of a GenBank genome assembly. NCBI's taxonomy places the organism in Eukaryota, Dinophyceae, Suessiales, Symbiodiniaceae.
AUGCCUGACUUCAAUGUGACAAUUCUGCUCUCCGGGUCCUUCUCGAACAUGGUACUGGCCUGCCUGCUGGAGCCUCUUCGGGUCGUGCGGGACUGCACCGGAGCGGAGAUCUGCUGGAAGAUCGCGACGGAGGCAGACACCGAAGUCAGCAGUUCGAGCGGGAUCAAGGUCUCUCCGGACAUUCGCCUCGCAGACGCCGGGCCCGCCGAUCUCGUGUUUCUGAUCUCCGGAGACGAGUUCCGUGAGGGCGAUGCGUCAACAGCGCUUCGCCGUUACCUUUCUUCACUCACUCGGGACUGCACGAUCAUCGCCGCGGACACAGGCGCCUGGAAACUUGCAAUGUUGGGCCACCUCGACGGACGUUCGGCAACUCUUCACUGGCAGUUGCUCGACGAAUUCGCCGAGACCUUUCCCAAGGUGCGUGUCCUGUCUGACCGUUUCGUCAAGGAUGGCCGCUUCUGGACAUGUGGCAGCGCGUCUGCCGCACUCGACCUGAUCCUCAACUAUAUCGGUGACCGGUUUGGUCAGGCUGCUGCCUUCGAUGCAGGGGCGAUGUUCCUUCACGACAACGCACGCCGGUCAUGCGCUUCCGGUUUCGAUCUGACGCUGGCAUCGAGCGCACCGCACCAGCUGAAGCGGAUAAUCCGGGUGAUGUCCGAAGCGUUGGAGCAGACGAUGACGAUCGCCGACAUUGCCCGUGCUGUGAACAUGUCCGAGCGAUCGCUUCAUCGCCUCGUUGUCGAGAAACUGCAGAUGCCUCCCGGGAAAUACUACCUUCUCAUGCGCCUUGACCGGGCAAGGCAGCUUGUCCUCUUUAGCGAUCUGUCCCUGAACGAUAUUGCACUGCGCUGCGGUUUUGCCGGUGCCUCGACCCUGAUCCGAAGCUUCAAGGCACAUCGCGGGGUGGAUCUGAGGAGCUUGCGCAAUCGAGGAUGA